GCCCGAGGAGGACCCGAAGCUGUAUCACUCCGUGAAGACGGGCCGGGGCCCACUGGGCGAUGACUGGCUGGAGGUGGCAGCCGGUGGGCCCCUGAUGUGCGCCUACAAGCUCUGCAAGGUGGAGUUUCGCUACUGGGGCAUGCAGUCCAAAAUUGAGCAAUUCAUCCACGACGUAGGCCUGCGCAAAGUGAUGCUGCGAGCGCACCGCCAGGCCUGGUGCUGGCAGGAUGAAUGGACGGACCUGACCAUGGAAGACAUCCGACAGCUGGAGGAGGAGACGGCCCGUAUGCUGGCGCAGAAGAUGGCCAAGUGCAGCGAGGCUGAGGAGCCCCCUGCGGCUGGCCCCAGUGCCGAGGGACACCCGGAGCUGGGUGGUGCCAACGGGCAGGACAAUGCUGAGCCGCAGGGGGCAUCCGAUGCCUCCCCCGAUGAUACCUUUGCUAAGCAAUGGUCCACGUCUUCCCGGUCAUCCUACUCUUCCCAACACGGAGGGGGGGUGUCUCCUCAGAGCCUGUCCGAGUGGCGCAUGCAGAACAUCGCACGGGACUCCGAGAACAGCUCCGAGGAGGAGUUCUUCGAUGCCCACGAGGACCUGUCCGACAGUGACGAGGUCUUUGCAAAGGAGAUGACGAAGUGGAGCUCUAACGACUUCCUGGACACGCUGGAGCGGCCAGUGGAGCUGGAUGAAGUGCUGGGGGAUGGAGCCAGCGCGGCCAAGGCAGAUAGUGAAGGACUAGCGGGGCCCGGCUUCCCGGAGGGUGGUUCAGUGGAGAGCGCGGCGCAGGCGUGUCGGAUCCACGCGCUUUUCCUCAUCCUCCACAGCGGGAACAUCCUGGACCAAGGCGCAGGCGAGCCAGGCUCCAAGCAGGCUGACGUGCAGACGCUGGCUGCCACUUUUGAUGCCGUCACCCGUGUCCACUUCCCGGAGGCUCUGGGGCACGUGGCGCUUCGCCUGGUGCCCUGCCCACCCAUUUGUGCUGCUGCCUAUGCCCUCGUCUCCAAGCUUAGCCCGUACAGCCACGAUGGAGACAGCCUGUCCAGCAGCCAGGAUCACAUCCCGCUGGCAGCCCUCCCGCUCCUGGCCACGUCCUCGGGGAGCUACCAGCAUGCCGUCAGCACCGUUAUCACUCGGGCCAACCAGGCUUACAGCGCCUUCCUGCACUCUGGGGAGGGGGCCGGCUUCUGUGGCCAGGUGGUUCUGGUCGGGGACUGCGUGGGAGGCAUCCUGGGCUUUGAUGCGCUGUGCCAAAGCCGAGCGGGCUCGGGGGGCAGUCGGAGCAGCAGCCGCAGGGGCAGCCUGAACGUGGAGCCCAUCUCCCCCGAGUUGUGUGGUGGGAGAGACCCACUGGCCGAAGGGGCAGACGGAGCAGGAGGAUCGGCCCAGGUCAAUCCGGAGCCGGGGGCACAGCUGACCUCCCGGGAGCCUGGGGACAGCCAGCACCACAGCUCCUUGUGCAGCUUACAGGCCAGCGAGCCCCCGCUGGAGGCAGAGCUGCUGCGGAGCGGUAGCUCAGCGCUGGAUGGGGCUGAGGGCACCAGCGCCCGUCUUGACUUUAAGGUAUCCGGCUUCUUCCUCUUUGGCUCUCCGCUGGGGCUGGUGCUAGCGCUGCGCAAGACCGUCAUGCCUGCUAUGGAUGUGGCCCAGCUGCGUCCCGCCUGUGAGCAGAUCUACAACCUCUUCCACGCGGCCGACCCCUGCGCCUCUCGCCUGGAGCCCCUCUUGGCCAAGGCCUUCCAUGCUGUGCCACCUCUCAGCGUUCCCCGCUACCAGAAGUACCCGCUGGGAGAUGGCACCUCCUCACUGCUGGACGCCCUGCAGACGCACUCUGCCCUCUUCUUGGCUGAGGUGGACGUGGCCGUCCCUAGCACCCCCACCAGCAGUUUCGGGGGCUUUUGGAGAGGCAGCGAGCCAGGCGAGCCCCCCACUCCAGCCAGCACCAGCGAAGUUGUCAAGAUUCUGGAGCGCUGGUGGGGCCCAAAGCGCAUCGACUACUCGCUGUACUGCCCCGAUGCACUGACCGCCUUCCCCACCAUCACCCUGCCUCACCUCUUCCAUGCCAGCUACUGGGAGUCUUCUGACGUGGUGGCCUUCAUCUUGCGGCAGGUGAUCGAGAAGGAGGGGCCACAGCCAACGGAGAGCGAGGAGAGCUCUAUCUACAGCCCCGCUAUCCCCCGGGAGAAGUGGCAACGCAAGCGCACCCAAGUGAAGAUUCGGAACGUGACAGCCAACCACAGGGCCAGUGACACCAUUGUGUGCGAGGGCAAACCGCAGGUCCUCAGUGGGCGCUUCAUGUAUGGACCCUUGGACGUGGUGACACUGACUGGGGAGAAGGUGGAUAUCUACAUCAUGACACAGCCGCUAUCGGGGAAAUGGCUGCACUAUGGCACUGAGGUGACUAGUGGCAGUGGGCGUCUGACCUUCACCAUCCCUCCAGACAAGGCCCUGGCCAUCGGCAUAUACCCUGUGCGCAUGGUGGUAAGGGGUGAUCACAGCUACGCGGAGGCGUAUCUGACGGUGGUGGCACGGGGCACCGAGUCGGUUGUGUUCAGCAUCGACGGCUCCUUCACAGCCAGCGUCUCUAUCAUGGGCAGUGACCCUAAAGUGCGGGCUGGUGCUGUUGAUGUUGUAAGGCACUGGCAGGACUCCGGCUACAUGAUCAUUUACGUGACGGGACGUCCCGACAUGCAGAAGCACCGCGUGGUGGCCUGGCUCUCCCAGCACAACUUCCCCCACGGCGCCGUCUCCUUCUGCGACGGUCUCACCCACGACCCCCUGCGCCAGAAAGCGGCUUUCCUGCAGAGCCUGCGCACUGAGGUGGGCCCCGGCCCCAGCUGCUCGGGGCUGGGGAUGCCAGCAGGAUGGGACUGGAGGGCUUGA
Struthio camelus australis is the source of this 2878-nucleotide messenger RNA. NCBI's taxonomy places the organism in Eukaryota, Metazoa, Chordata, Aves, Struthioniformes, Struthionidae. The record is from RefSeq and is a predicted model, not a curated record.